This is a messenger RNA of Kogia breviceps (pygmy sperm whale), 1742 nucleotides long. It is a transcript of the gene FAM174B, whose product is annotated as family with sequence similarity 174 member B. The record is from RefSeq and is a predicted model, not a curated record. Lineage: Eukaryota; Metazoa; Chordata; Mammalia; Artiodactyla; Physeteridae.
ACCAUGCGCGCCGCGCCGCCUCCCGCGCGUCUUCUGCCGCUGCUGUUGCUGCUCGCGCUCCUGGCCGCGCCCGCCGCCCGCGCCAACAGAGCCGAGUCCGCCGCCCCGCCGCAGUCCGGAUCCGAGCGCCAGCCGCGGCCGCCGCCCGGCCCGGGGCCCGGGAACGCCACCGGGAUGGGCUCCGGGGAGGCGACGGGCGGCGGCGGCAGCUCCAACAGCAGCGGUGACGCCCUGGUGACCCGCAUCUCCAGCCUGCUCCGCGACCUGCCCACCCUGAAGGCGGCCGUGAUCGUGGCGUGCGCCUUCUCCGCCUUCCUCAUAGCCUGCCUGCUGCUGCGCGUCUUCAGGUCGGGGAAGAGGUUAAAGAAGACCCGCAAGUAUGACAUCAUCACCACUCCGGCUGAGCGAGUGGAAAUGGCCCCGUUGAAUGAAGAGGAUGACGAGGACGAGGACUCCACAGUAUUUGACAUCAAAUACAGGUAAAACCUGUUCUCCAGCGUGUUGGCAACCUGUGGCUGGUCGGCUGAAGCUGGGGGGUGUGAAGGAUCUGGAAGCUGUCCCGUCCAAGGUGUUGAAACCAAAACAAACAUUAUUUAUGAAACUCUGGCACAGUUGUGUGUGGAACGUUGGCUCCGAAUGUCACUGCAGGAGACACCACCCUCUGGACGCCCCUGUAAAAUGUCACCCUUUAUUCCCUCAAGAGGGCUUUUGCCUUGCUAAGGGGCAAGGGGAAACGUGCUGAUUUAAAAAAUAAUUUUAAAGCAACUGCCGACAAAAGUAAAAGAGAUCAGAAGUUAUCAAGAACCUAAGAAAAACCUAAAGGAUAUUUAGCGGCAUAUUUAGGGUUUCUGACAGUCUGCUCUCCUGGAUCUAUGAACUUUUAGAUGUCUGACCCUUUGUGGUCUUUCUGGGCUUGGUCGAGUUCUGGCCUUUCAUUGGUGGUGGCCACGUGAAAGUUCAGAGUGCAAGGGUUCAGAGCUGCUCAGCUUGUAGCAGAUGUAAACACGUCCUGUGGCUCCUUUUCUUUUCCUUUUUUGAAAGGGUUCAGCAGAAUUAGGCAUGGCUAGCUCACAAAGAAUUCUGAAUAUCAGGGAGAAACCUAGACCUAUGUGUGUGUGUGUGUGUGUGUGUGUGUGUGUGUGUGUGUGUGUGUGUGUGUAUGUACAUGUGAGAUAAUUUCUCCAUCUCUAAAGAGAAAAGAGUUUGGCAGCCUUUGCUUAGUAACAUCCAUUGUGUGUUUCUCUGCCCUGUCACCGUUCUACAUUCUUAGAAAUGGAAUGAAAAAAAAAAUCACCGUGAUAAUUUAAAUGAAUGGUGAUUUGGUUGGCUGAAAAAAGCCCACUGCCAGGGACUACGUUUGCAGUUGGUCCAGGCCAGACUGGCCUAGGAACCCACCUGGACCCAGGAGGUUACUGCAGGAAGGCCCCUCACACAGGUGGGUUUGGGUGGUGGCUUAUCUUGCAACUAGAGUGCCCGACACUUGCUGGAAGCAGGGCCUCGGGCUGACUUCUCAGGAUGAUAGAGGACUCCCAUUUCACUGUUUCCCCAGGGUUAUUUGCUGCAACGGAUAUCCUUCUGCUAAAGUCUCCUAGCAGUGCCUUUGGGGGCCGGCUACUCUGUUCUCUCUGGAAAGGUGUUUUGUAAUUUUUUUUUAAUCUCCUCUUUUCUGGCAUUCUGCAGGGUUUGCAAAUUUGCCUGUUUAUUGUCUGCUCCACUGCUUGGGAUGAAAACUCUGGCCUUUC